This is a messenger RNA of Aspergillus aculeatinus CBS 121060, 783 nucleotides long. Its product is annotated as F-box protein. Gene Ontology annotation, molecular function: protein binding. The annotation marks the transcript as partial. The record is from RefSeq and is a predicted model, not a curated record. Lineage: Eukaryota; Fungi; Ascomycota; Eurotiomycetes; Eurotiales; Aspergillaceae. The transcript has a single exon.
AUCAACAAGAGGAUGCUACACAGUAGAAAGGAUACAGACACUGACGCGCCGCGUAGCUUAGAGAGCCACUCAUCAUCAACAGCCCUGAACCCUAACGGCAAUCAACUCUUCCGAGAGCAGCAUCCCGAAUGAUGGCAUUCUGACUCAAGAACAAGCCGAGACAUCUACAACGUUACGGAGUCCCCCACACAAGCCGCGUCUGCCAAUCCACCUCCGCGCAUGACAUUAAUUCUCAUCUCAACCACCAUGCCUCGUCUAUCCAGCAAAGCUGGCCAGAAGGCAAGCCGCGGCUCGCCGUGUCUCAUUGACAGGCACCACCAGCCCAUACCGCAGGCUUCCCGGGUAUUUUUCAUCUCCGAGCUUCUCGAAACAAUCUUCCUGAAUCUGGACAUGCAGACAUUACUCCUGUCCCGCCGGGUCUGCCGCACAUGGAACGAGGUCAUCCGAACCUCCCGCAAGCUUCAACAAGCGCUAUUCUACAUCCCCGAUCCCACCAUUCCAGCCGAACAGGGCCGCCACAACCCACUUCUCAUCGACAAACUCUGGUUCAAUUUCCCCGGAGCCCCCAUGGGCAUGCGAGACGGGAUGCACCUUGCCGUCUACGAAGUGUACCGAGACUCCCUGUUUAUGCCGAGGACGCCGAGAAACCGGGGGAGGGAGGAGGCAUACCGACGUCCCGAGGCGAGCUGGCGCCGCAUGCUUCUCCGGCAGCCUCCCACCUCCCGCGUCUUCUUCUGGGACCCCGAAACUUCCUACCGAGACGCGGGCGAGGUUUCCGAACAG